AUGCCACCCAUCACUGGACUUGCCAUACCGGUGUAUCGCGCAUCACCGGAGCGGCCACUCACAUCGCCAGCGCGACCACCUACAAAAUCACGCUACCAGCCUAGAUAUUACCACGAUGCACCACUUCCGAUCAGACUGUCAGAUCAUGCACCUCGCCAAGCAAAGAUCACAGGUCGAGUCGCAACACCAGACAAAGUCGCGUACUCCAUAGAGAUCGGCCGUAUGACUGUGGACGACAUCGGCAUAGACGAGGUUCUGGACUAUGUAUCUCCAUACGAACUGGAACGUUUCGAGACACAGCAAUUCGAAGAAGAAAUCGAGAUGGACAGAAUUGUCCAGGAGGCAGCAAAUGCAGAGGCUGAACGCAAGCUGGAGCGGCGAAAGCUCAGAGCUCAACGGAAGGGUGUUGUGAUCUUCCAGGACCUGGACGACGAUCCCGCAGAACCCCAAGAACCCGUGGACGCUGGUAAAUAUGGUCGCGCUCGCCCCACCUACAAGCACAUGUUCAAGAAGAUGAAGCAGCGUCAACGUCGGAAGCGCGAUCCGCUUACAGGCGAACUCAUGCCAUUGAGUGGUGAUGAGGACGAAGGGGCUGCGGAUCUUGAAAGCAGCUCUGGAGGGGAGCAACUUGCACCGGCGACAACGCAGGCUGGACUACCCGAACCUCCCAAGCGCAGACGUAGGAAGCGUGACCCUCAUACUGGAGCGCUGCUACCUCUGGAUCCAGAACCACAGCAAUCCGGAUCGAGAAACAGAGACGAGCUUGACGAGGAGCUCGCACUUGGCGUGCCGUAUAAGCGUCCACGCCGCAGACGACAUCCGAUAACAGGGGAGUUGAUGCCGCUUGGUUGGCGCUACGACCCCAAAGCAGAAGACGAACGACGUGGAAGUGGCGCUGGUAAUGCAAGUGUGGAGUCCAUGAGGCGGUCGAGUAUCGUUCGUGAGCCAGAAGCGAAACGUCCUAGACUGGCAUCGGCAUCAGCAUCAUCUUCCGACCCCCGAGCACAAUCUGUUGAUCCACUUCGAUCAUUCACGAAUGCCGACGGAAAGCAGCCUACAUCAUCAUCAAAGUCGAGCAACAUUGUCGCGGAGCUAAACUCUUCUAGCUUAGAUGAGUCGGAAGAUCAGUUGCAACGCCCAUCACCCACCAAACCAACUCCGACUGGCAAGACAUCUAUGAUGCAGCCGAACCAUAAGUCAGCAGUCUCAUCAGCUGCUGCGUCUUCUCGAGCAGACUCUUCGCCGGAACCAAUUACGCUAGCUUCGUUCUUGAAAUCAUCGAAGAAGCCAGGUGAAGAAAAGGUAAGCUCGGACGAGAGCUCGUCGUCGAGCAGUGCCGCCCAGGUCAAGAAGAUGCCCACGCCAGGGAAGACCAGCAUCAUGAACCCAACUGGCUCUCAGACAGCGAAGGGGGUGGAGGAGGACACGGAAGAAGAUGACCUCGAUGAAGAUGAGUACAUUGUCGAGUCCAUUCUUGAUCACCAUUGGAGCGAUCCACGAAGCCACCCUGGCAAAGAAUCGACUCUGCUCUACAAGACAAAGUGGGAAGGCUUUCCUGAUCCCACAUGGGAGCCCGCAGAGAGCUUUCCCGAUGUUGGUGUCAUCGCAUCAUAUCGAAAGCAUGCCGGCUUGGAUCAACCAGAGAAGACUCAGAUCUCUACCUUGGUGACUAACAUGCAGAAGAAGGAGGCAACCGCCAAAGGCAAAGCCGAUAUCAGACCGUUCCUCAAGACUGCCGCUGCGCCCCAGAAAGCAGACACCGCAUCAGAAGAUGACGAUGAAGACGAAGACGAAGACGAGGAGGAUGAGGAGGCUUAUGAAGUUGAACGCAUCUUGGCCCAUCAGAAAUCCGAUCCGCGAACGCACCCCGGCAAGCCCAUAGCCAUGCUAUAUCAGACGAAGUGGAAAGGGUACGCAAAGCCAACAUGGGAGCCGGCCGAUAGCUUCACAGACCGUAAGAUGCUUCACGACUACCAGCGAAAAGCCGGCUUGAGGUCUUGA
This is a messenger RNA of Fulvia fulva, 2001 nucleotides long. RefSeq lists its product as uncharacterized. The coding region runs from base 1 to 2001 and encodes 666 amino acids. Gene Ontology annotation, cellular component: pericentric heterochromatin. Gene Ontology annotation, biological process: chromatin organization; negative regulation of transcription by RNA polymerase II. The transcript has a single exon. The record is from RefSeq and is a predicted model, not a curated record. Gene Ontology annotation, molecular function: chromatin binding. Lineage: Eukaryota; Fungi; Ascomycota; Dothideomycetes; Mycosphaerellales; Mycosphaerellaceae.